GAUGACAGAACCGAAGGGGUAAAUCGACCUCGCCAACUUGUAGUCCUAAGAAACGGAAAUCCGUUACCUCUGGCUCAUUCAGCCAUUCACAUGGGGAAAAUGAAUGAGGAAAGAAUAUGGUUUUGGUGUAAAGGCGGAAAAUAAAGUCUGAGGUUAGCACAGGUUUAGGAGAUCCUAUACGUUUUGUUCUAUGAGAUAAUAUCAGUCAGUUAAUAUGACCUUUAAAAAUUAUGAAGACUUUUAUGUGCUUUUUUCCUUCUUCAUAAACGCUUAAAAAUGCUCAAAAAAGUGACGUUAGCUGAACAAAACGAAUAAUAUAUCCUAAACCUGUGUUUACCACAUACCUUAUUUUUCGGCAUUUAUCCAAAAACCCUACAAAAACUCCAUUCAUUUUGUACAACGAACCAUGGCGGAGUUGGUGCAUACAAAAAGACGCCAUUACUAUUUAUCUCUAUAACAGAGUAGGAUUUCAGAACGUGUCGUUCACUGAAGGCGCACCCGGUCAGUGCGCGUCGUUUGUUUACCAACUGCGCUGGCGCAAACUUGUCAAUAUUGCCAACUAGCAGGAUUCAGACAAAGACGUUAGCCAUAAUUUGACAGCUCGACCAUGUCUGCCUCGGCCGCUAGAGAUCCUGUUGCUAAAAAGAAGCAUGUUCGUUUCGCUAGAAUGGAGGAGGAUGAUGAUGAUGAUAACGAUGACCAAGAGGAAGAUACUCUGUUUGACAAGAGGAAAGACACGAGACGAGGGCUGAAGAGUGUAAUGAAAGGGAGGAAGAGAAGUUCGAAUUCAGAGUUCGAUGAUGAGGUUGAAAUCAUCGAUGGAGGUGGCAGGGCCAGCGGUUCUGGAGGCUGCAGCAGCUGGAUGAUCACCUUAGCGCUCUGUGCGUCAUUCCUCGGCCUGGGGAUGAGUAUCUCUGUCUUAGGCCCCACAUUUCAAGACCUUGCCAUCAACGUCAACCAGAACAUCAGCAACAUCUCCUACAUCUUCGUAGGCCGCUCGAUGGGCUAUAUAGGCGGCUCUGUGUUGUCCGGGAUUCUCUUUGACUGCAUGAACAGCCAUCUGCUGCUGGGCCUCUCCAUGCUGGUCACAGCGUUUGGGAUGUUUGCCAUCCCUUUCUCUAAGACGGCCCUUCUCCUCACUGCCCUGAUGUCCAGUAUUGGAGUUUCCAUGGGCUUUCUAGAUACAGGCGGUAAUGUCCUGAUCCUGCAGACGUGGGGGGAUCAGGCUGGCCCCCACAUGCAGGCCUUGCACUUCAGCUUCGCUGCUGGGGCCUUCGCCUCGCCCAUCAUCGCCAAGCUGCUGUUUGGAACGGACCUGGACGUGGCUACAAACAGCAGCAUGGAAGCCUCGGUGGCAAACUCCACCUCCCCAUCUGUCACAGACCACGUGCCCCAAACUGUGUCCUCUCCUACGGUUAUUCGCUUCGUCCACAGUAGCAGCACCCUCAAGUCCAUGUGGGCCUACGUUGUGAUCGGUGGUUUCAUCCUGUUCGUCUCCCUCGUCUUCUUCAUCCUUUACGCCCGCCACAGCCCCUCUAGUGGCAGGGCCCAGACCCCCUCAGGGAAACCCCUGGUGUCCAAGCACCACAACGCACUCAUCGCUAUGCUCUUUGUCUUCUUCUUCUGGUACGUGGGGGCCGAGGUGGCGUACGGCUCCUUUAUCUUCACCUACGCUAAGGAUUACAUUCAUAUGGACGAGGCCCAGGCAGCAGGGCUCAACUCCCUGUUCUGGGGAACGUUUGCUGCCGGCCGGGGCUUGGCCAUCUUCUUUGCGACCUGCAUGCACCCAGGCACCAUGAUUCUACUGAGCCUGGUGGGCUGCACCCUGUCCUCCCUGUUCCUCACCCUCUUCAACAGCAACAGGGUGGCCCUGUGGGUCUGCACUGGUGUCUAUGGUGCCUCCAUGUCGACCACUUUCCCCAGUGGGAUCUCCUGGGUGGAGCAGUACACCACGGUGACCGGGCGCUCUGCUGCGGUGUUCGUGGUGGGGGCGGCCCUGGGGGAGAUGGUGCUGCCCGCCCUGGUGGGCUUCCUACUGGGAAGGAUCCAUGAUCAGCCCUUGCUAAUGUACCUGGCCCUGGGCACCGCCACCAUCACCUCCAUCCUCUUCCCCUUCAUGUUCUGGCUGGCCUCGUCCCCCAGCGGCCCCGGCAGGACACCUCGCACCAGGAGCCACAUGGAGCCUGACGACAGCGAGUACCGCCAAGCCUUGCUGGACUCGGGCGCCAAUGAUGAGGAAGAGGAGCAGGAGCAGCAGCGGGAACAGAAGCAGGAUGACGAGGCCGACCAGUGGAAUGAUGCCGACUUCGAGGUCAUCGAGAUGGAUGACGCCAGCCUUAUGAUCUCUCCUAAUAAAGCGGCGCUCUCUUCUCCGAGCAAAGCGCUCUCUUUAUCUCCUAAUAAAGCGUUGUCAUCUCCUAACAAAGGGCUUCCACCACCUGAUGUUUCUGGGACAUCAGGGGACACCACUGCCACAUCUGUCCCCGCUACUCUCCAGUCCCUAGAGCCAACAGUUGGGGCCUAUUUCUCAGACUCUAUCUCUCUCCAGGGAGACUCACCCAGACGGAAACUGCUGCGUUCCCUGGACCGGCAGAAGAGAGAUUAGGGGCUAGAUUCAGUCAGAUCAAGCAUUAACCGGCGAUUGCCGACACCCCCAUAGCUGGUGUUUUGGUGGUGUAUCUGCAUUAGAGCUGUCAAAUCGGAGCUGCUGCUCUCAUGGUCAUUGUCACGAAGCCAUACUCGUCCCAAUCAUGUUAGAAGUCCAGAACGAGAAAGUGUAGAUUAUGUAGAAAUAAUGACGCUCAAAUGUAAAAUCAUUAAACAAAAUUAGGAUGUCUAUCAACCUAAUCGAAGUGUAGAUUUAUAUCUCACAUUCCACUAAACAACUUGUAAACAAGCUGCAUGGGAUUUCUCUUAAUGUGACUACGUGCAGCCAAUGGCAAUAUCCGCUUUAGGUAUAAUGCCGGGAGCCACUUGUGGAUUUGACAGCUCUAAUGCAGUUCCACCUCUGACACUCUGCCUGGGAGCCCGCGAUUCAAUCGGAUUAACAGUAAGGCCGGGAUUCAAUCCUAAAGCCAGGAUUGCAUCCGAUCGUGCUUUGUCUGCAAUGUACCUUUUUAAAGGCAAUUUCCUUGCGUUCAGAGACCACGUUUACAGUCAAUGCUGCAUAUGUCGAAAUUACCCUUAAAUUGUCCAUUGUCACGAAGUGCGAUCGGAAUGAAUACCGGCCUAAGGGCUCUAGUCUGAGAAAUGCGCCAUUACUCCAAGUGCUUUAAAGACGUUACUGUAUUCUAGAAGAGCCAUGGCUCUCUUCAGAAAAACUUGUUGAUGUCUGAUUGUCCGUGACUGUAAUCGGACCUGUUUAGUUUAACACACAUGUAAAUGUUUGAUACUAGAUUUACAGUGCAAUAUAAUUUACCCCACUCUUACACAGCUUAUGUCUACUACAUCAUUUGAAGCUGUAUGCUGUGGUGGAAAUGGGAUUUGUUUAAACAUUAAGACCCCUUGCCACUGUUGCUGGUAAUAAAUUAUAACAGUUACAUGAGUGAUUUCACAGGAGUGCAACACUAAACGUUUUUUUCCUUUAGAUAUCCUAAAGAUGUCAUUUUCUUUGUCAUAUUUAUAUUUAGUAAAUAUUUGAAUUAUCAGCCGUUAAAGAUAGGAAUUUUGAAUAAUUUUGUUUUUGUCAGACCUUUGUUUGAAUAUAUGUCGCAUUCACGUGCUAGUUGGAACUUGGCAACUCAAACAUGUUAGACUUGCUAACUCGUUGUAGAAAGAUGUUCCCGAGUUUCCCACUUAGAAAGUAUCAGAAUCAAGCCUCUGGGCAAAGAUGUAAAAUCAAAUCAAAUUGUAUUAGUCACAUGCGCCGAAUACAACAAGUGUAGACCUUACAGUGAAAUGCUUACUUGCGAGCCCCUAACCAACAAUGCAGUUUAAUUAGAUGUUCAGGAAUCUUAUGGCUUGAGGGUAGAAGCUGUUUAGAAGCCUCUUGGACCUAGACUUUGUGCGCCGGUAUCGCUUGCAAGCAGAGAGAACAGUCUAGGAAUAGGGUGGCUGGAGUCUUUGACAAUUUUUAGGGUCUCCCUCUGACACCGCCUGGUGUAAAGGUCCUGAAUGGCAGGAAGCGUGGCCCCAGUGAUGAACUGGGCUGUACACCCCAACCUCUGUAGUGCCUUGCAGUCAGAGGCCGAGCCUUUGCCAUACCAGGCAGUGAUGCAACCAGUCAGGAUGCUCUCGAUGGUGCAGCUGUAGAACCUUUUGAGGACCCAUGUCAAAUCUUUUCAGUCUCCUGAGGGGGAAUAGGUUUUGUUGUGACCUCUUCACGACUGUCUUGGUGUGCUUGUACCAUGUUAGUUUGUUGGUGUUGUGGACGCCAAGGAACUUGAAGCUCUCAAUCUGCUCCACUACAGCCCCGUCGAUGAGAAUAGGGGUGUGCUCCGUCCUUUUCCUGUAGUCCACAAUCCUCCUUUGUCUUGAUCACGUUGAGGGAGAGGUUGUCCUGGCACCACACGGCCAGGUCUCUGACCUCCCUAUAGGCUGUCUCGUCGUUGUCGGUGAUCAGGCCUACCAAUGUUGUGUCAUCUGCAAACUUAAUGGUGAUGGAGUCGUGCCUGGCCGUGCAGUCAUGAGUGAACAGGGAGUACAGGAGAGGAUUAAGAACCCACCCCUUAGGGGCACAUGUGUUGAUGAUCAGCGUGGCGGAUGUGUUGUUACCUACCCUUACCACCUGGGGGCGGCCAAUAUCUAUUCCAUAUUGGUUCAACAGAAUUGAAUUAAAAUGACGUGGAAAUGAUGAUUCAACCAGUGUAUGCCCAGUGGGAACCACUACAGAAAUAAGUUACAUUCAUUUUUUAUCUCAGAGGUUCCCGAGUUUCCGAUAGCACAUGAACACAGCAUGUUUUUUUCUCUCACUUUUCUGUAAACAUUUUUUUUAUUUAAGUCUUGUGCUGUGAUGAAUUUUCUAGUAAUCUGUAGUUUUUCCAUACAGAUGUGUGAUCUUUGUUAAAGUUGAUCACGUUUGAAUGUUUCUAUUAAAACAAAUCAAAGCCAUGAAAAAUACUAAAACACAAAGACUAGAGAAUUUAAUACAUUGAGUUUUAUUAUAUCAAUCUUCAACCUCCACCCACAGCAAUGUCCAUUAAAAACAAAGCAAGAAACACUUCCUUCAUAUUUUUUGUUGUACAUUUACAUUUAUACAAAUACACAGAUCCUGUGUAUAGUUGUUUGGGAAAUAAUAUAAUCCAUCUUGACAUGGGUAGAUGGCAUAUGCUGUUUUAACAUGGAGAAAGCAUUAGAAAUGUGUACAAAACAAAUAUGCACAAGGAAAUAAUAUAUACUCUUGCCAUAAAUUAUCAAAAUACAGUAUUGCAACAGUCCCAGAAGUAAAAACUGAAAUGAAUACUCCCCCAUCCUCUUUUUAUAGGCAUUAGUGCCUCAGGGUAUAAUGAU
This is a messenger RNA of Oncorhynchus keta (chum salmon), 5448 nucleotides long. RefSeq names its product major facilitator superfamily domain containing 4B (gene slc60a2b). NCBI's taxonomy places the organism in Eukaryota, Metazoa, Chordata, Actinopteri, Salmoniformes, Salmonidae. The record is from RefSeq and is a predicted model, not a curated record. Bases 608 to 2605 code for a protein of 665 amino acids. The transcript is spliced from 4 exons.